GGCCCCCGAGGCGGGAAGGGGGUUGUCAUGGAAACGUCUCCCCAGCUGGGCUGUUCCCGACGGUGUCCUCCCCUCCACACACCGCGGGGAGCGGCUGAACCCCCGCGGGGCCGGUCCGGCCGCGGGGAGCGGGAAAGGAGCCCCCGUGGCGCUGGGCCCUGGCUCCCGUCCCUGCGCCCCGGGGCGCUGCUGUCAGGCGCCGGGUCCCCAUCCAGGAGGUGGCAGAUGGCCAGAGCCCCCAGGGCGGUGGGGGCGGCAUUCCCGGAGCUGUCCGCCGGGGCAGCGGGGCUGGGCCGGGAGGCGGUGGCCCCGGAGCAGCGGGACCCGCCCGCCUCCGCAGCGAGAACGGCUUACGGGAGCAGGUGAAGCGGCUCAGCUCCCGGGAGGAUCCGGUCCCUUCCCCUCCAGCCCGCACUGAGGCAUCUCCGCUUGGAGAGGAAACGCUUGGUGUUCAGGUCCAGAAGCAGCCAAAUAUCCUGAUCCUUUCACAUCGUGAGAAACUGGAUGAACCUUCGGGAUGCGGAAACAGGGAAAAUCCUCUGGCAAGGAACAGAAGAUCUGUCUGUACCUGGAGUGGAGCAUGAAGCUCGAGUUCCUAAAAAAAUCCUGAAAUGCAAAGCGGUGUCUCGGGAGUUAAACUUUUCCUCAGCAGAACAGAUGGAAAAAUUCCGACUGGAGCAGAAAGUGUAUUUCAAAGGGCAGUGUCUAGAAGAAUGGUUCUUUGAAUUCGGUUUUGUGAUUCCUAACUCCACAAACACUUGGCAGUCCUUGAUAGAGGCAGCACCUGAAUCACAGAUGAUGCCAGCAAACGUUUUAACUGGUAAUGUUAUUAUAGAAACCAAAUUCUAUGAUGACGACCUUCUCGUAAGCACUUCCAGAGUGAGACUUUUCUACGUUUGAGAUGGGGCUUUUUGGAGCUGUUUUAGUUUUCCUCCAUACAGUUCUUGGUGCAGAACCCCCCGACUAUCCAGUGGAAGACACUCCCAUAGGCGGUGACCCCGGGGACCAGCUCAGCGUCAGUCGUGACCUUUGCCCAUCAGUUAUUUUGCUUUCUCCUCUGACAAGACCAGACCAAACCCUUAGAGACAGAACCACCUGCUCAGCAACGCCCUGGGGAACAGCGGCUGUCUCUGAACACGGGCAAACGAUGGUCAUGCAGAACCAAUACUGUAAACUAUGUUAGUCUCAUCCUUUGUACUUCUCUGGAUCCUGGUAUAAUCUUCCAUUUCACACCAAACUCUCGAUGCGUUUUGUUUGUGGGAGAUUAAGUUAAAUUAAGUUAACGUUCUCGCUUUUCUCAUGUUGUAGGUUUUUACGCUUUCACUGGUUUUUCUGUGUAACUGGUCCACACAUCCUCUUACCCUGAACUUGUAAAAUAGACUGUGAUAUCACCUAAUGUAAUUAAAACAAGUUUCUCAAUUAAAACAUUCCUACCGUCCAAAGAAGGGAAGAAA
Columba livia (rock pigeon) is the source of this 1454-nucleotide messenger RNA. RefSeq names its product phosphodiesterase 6D (gene PDE6D). Lineage: Eukaryota; Metazoa; Chordata; Aves; Columbiformes; Columbidae. The coding region runs from base 505 to 900 and encodes 131 amino acids. Gene Ontology annotation, cellular component: cytoplasm. The record is from RefSeq and is a predicted model, not a curated record. Gene Ontology annotation, biological process: sensory perception of light stimulus. The transcript has 5 exons.